CAGAAACAAACAAACAAACAUUUGCAUGACCUCAUCGACUCAGGACCCUCUUUCUUCUGCACUUCACCCUGCCGAAUAAAAAAGGAAAAAAAAAAGGAAACAAUUGAGAGAAAGGAAAGGAAAAAACCAGUCUUUCUUUCUUUCUUGCCUUCUUUGCUCUCUCUUUUUCUUCCAACCUCUUCUCUUCGGUGGCUUCCCAUGCUUCUUCUCUCCUUUUUCUUCAUCUCCCUCUCUCAGAAAAUGUGUUGCUUAUCUUCCUUCUCUUUAACCCCAUCCGCACCGUCCGCACCUUUCUUCUCUUCCUAUGCCCCUAUUAACUAUAUAAUCUAAACCCUCCUCCAAAUUUCCCCAAACCACUGCCUCUAAAUCCUAUUGCCCUUUCCUGAAUUAAGAUCUAGGUUUCUUAGCUCGAUUUCAUUUCAUCAUUCUCAUCAGUGAGCAAAUUUCACCUCUUUUAUUUUUUUGGGUUUCCGGCUUUUUCAUUGACUACAUUUCUGUUCCAUUGCAUUUGCAUAAAGGUUCUUAUCCACAAUUGACUUUCUGAGGUUAUUUCUUUGGCAGGUUGUUGAAAUGAAGAGGGCAGCAUACUAUAAUACUGUUUCUGUCCCACAAGUUCAGGAACAAUGGCCUAUCAAAAAAGCCCUUACAUUGUCUGAUGUGGAUAUUACUCAUCCAUUCCUAACUCUGUCCAGGCAGCAAGUUGAUAAUCACAUUAUUGUGCACAUGACACAGCAGCAACAGGAUCAUUUGAGAGCUGUAGGCCAGGUGGAUUUCAAUGCAAGAGAUGAUGACACUGGUGAAAUGUAUGUGAUGAAGUUGAAGUGGCGUGGGAGUUAUUAUAAUCUGAUUGGCAAAUGGGGAAAAGUUGUUCGAGGAAAGGGACUUGAUGUUGGUCAAGAAAUUUAUAUAAGGUGGGCUAAUGGCUGCUUGUACUUUUCGGUCCCUCAACAGCAGAUUGUCGCUGUACCACCUAUUCGGAUGGUCGCAGCACCACCAGUGCAGGACCAAUGGCCUAUUAAAAAGGUGUUAACGCUGUCUGAUGUGGACACCAAUCAUCCUUUUCUCCCUUUGCCUCGCCGAUUGGUUGAAGAUCAUAUUCUUUAUUACUGGUCACAGGAACAACGAGAAGUAUUGAGAAGGGAAGAGCAGGUAAAUGUGAACGCCAGAGAUUAUGAUACUGGUGAAAUUUAUUUGAUGAAAUUGAAGUGGAGGGGUAAUUACUACAACCUCAUUGGCAAAUGGGGAACAAUAAUUCGACAGAAGGGACUGGGUGUUGGGAAAGAGAUCAAUUUGCGAUGGUUGAAUGAAUGCUUAUACUUCUCAGUUCCUCAGCAGCGAUAUGUUGCAACGGCAUCAGGCCAGGAUAAUUGGCCUAUUAAGAAGGCGCUCACGUUGUCUGAUGUGGAUACUAAUCAUCCAUUUCUUACUUUACCUGGCAAGGCUGUUGAAGAUCAUAUUCUGUUCUACUGGCAGCCUCAGGCCCGUGAGCAGUUGAGGAAUGAGCAUCAGAUAAGUGUUAAUGCUCGGGAUGAAGACACAGGUGAUCUAUAUUUGAUGAAGCUCAAAUGGAGAGGAAGUUAUUACAAUCUGAUUGGCAAAUGGGGCAAAAUUGUCAGAGGCAAGAGACUUCAGGUUGGAAGUGAAAUCAGACUUCGUUGGGACAAUAACUGCUUGCUUUUCUCAGUUCCUCAGUGAUGCUGUUCAAUGGCUGUUAUUGGAAUUUUCAGGAUGGCCUAAUAGAGAUGGAGCAUAUAUUCUAGAUGAAAGGUUUUACAAAAAGCUAUGUGGAAGCUGCUUCUAUAACAAGGUGUUUAUAUCCAAUAAAAAUGAUAAUUCUGCUUCUACUUUGGAAGGAGUUUCUGUUGGCUGAUAAUGUUGCUUCAAAGAAGGCUCCAGCGGAUGCUAUACUUGUGGACUUUGGUGAACUUAAUUGACGAAAGAUCUUGGGUUUCAUGCU
Coffea arabica (coffee) is the source of this 1957-nucleotide messenger RNA. RefSeq lists its product as uncharacterized. Lineage: Eukaryota; Viridiplantae; Streptophyta; Magnoliopsida; Gentianales; Rubiaceae. The record is from RefSeq and is a predicted model, not a curated record. Gene Ontology annotation, molecular function: DNA binding.